This is a messenger RNA of Loa loa (African eye worm), 1180 nucleotides long. RefSeq lists its product as hypothetical. The transcript has 6 exons. The coding region runs from base 218 to 745 and encodes 175 amino acids. The record is from RefSeq and is a predicted model, not a curated record. Gene Ontology annotation, cellular component: mitochondrial outer membrane. NCBI's taxonomy places the organism in Eukaryota, Metazoa, Nematoda, Chromadorea, Rhabditida, Onchocercidae.
UUAAAAAAAAAGAAAUAAAGAAAUUUUAGGAUGGGAAUUUUUGUUCUCCUUAAAUUUUUCUUGUACAGGAUUGAUAAUUUACUGGAAUAUAUUAACUUACUUAAUUAAUUCUUGUAUUGUUUACUUAUGUUAUCAAUGAUCAUCUUUUAAUGUUUGUUUCAUUAUUAUGAUAUGGUUGAAAUUUGCCUUUUUUUGUUGAGGUAUUGUUUGAUUGAAAAUGAGACGUUUCGGAAUGGAACCAAUUUGGACAUCAGAAGAUACUAGAAAUGCUAUUCUGGCUAGCCUGAUACCUGGUGCCACUGCUUUUACUGCAUUUGCUGUUUUUGCAAACGAUCGCAGCGUUGUAGAUUGGUGGACACAUGCAAAAAAGCCAGAUUGGGCUCCAAAGAAUCCAUUGGUAUAUUCCGUUUGUGAUAUUGCAACACUUAGCCCUUUGGGCUAUGCAUCUUACCUUGUUUAUAAGAACGGAGGUGGUUUACAGUACAGUGACACGAAGGUUGCCCUUGGAUUGUAUGGAUUAAACAUGGUUUUUGCUCUCACAACAAUUCCUUUGAUCAAGAAGAGAAGUUUUACUUCUUUGUUUCGAAACACAGUACUUUUGAAUGCAGCAGCAAUUGGCGCAGCGUUCGCGUUUUACAAGAUUGAUAAAACAGCCGGUCAGCUUCUGCUUCCAUACGCUAUUUGGACUGGAUUUUACGCUGUUCUUACUUAUUCUAUGAGUAAGGAAAAUGUGUCGGAACACUAAUUUUGUUUAAAGAAAGGAAUGAAAUUAUAACAGUACGAAAUUGGGUCGUUAACUUUUUCUAAUCUUAGUAUUGGCGACAGUCGAGAAUAUUGUGGAAUGGUCUGGAUUAACUGUUGUGGAAUAAUUAUUAUUAUAACUUAUCGUGGAGAAAUAACAUGGAAUAAUUAUUCGGAAAUUCGGAAUAAACCGUGCUCCACGAGCCUUUUAGAAAUACAAAUAGAUGACAUAUCUCUUCUUUUAAUGCUGAAAUCUGUCUUUAUCGCAUGAUUGCAGUCGUUGUUCAUUAACUGUCAUAUUGUUACUUUGCUGUUUAUUGCUUUGUUAUUCGGAAUAUGUUAGAUAUCAAUGCCAUCAAUGAUUAGAAUGUCGUAAACUUGUUAAGUUCGUAUGCUAUCUGUUUACAUAUGAUUAUUCAUUGAUAAAGUUUGCAGUGCU